UCUUGUAUCUUGUAUUAUUUGCUCAGUGGUAGUGGUAAAAUGAUAAAAUCUGUCACACAAAAAUAACACAAAUAAAUCUUGUGAUUGCUAAAUGUUUAUUUAUUUGAUUAAAAUAUCAUGUGUUUCGUAGCUACCAACAAGAGCUAGUUCCUCUAGUGGCUUUUAGUUUCACGUAUUCUAACGCAGACAAUGAAACGGAGGUCUGAUAAUGAUGAAUAAUAGGCUUUUAAACACCCUGGCUAAUGCGAUAGACAACAAAGAAGAGAUUAAAAAAAGAACUGAGAAUGGUGCCCAAGCAAUGCAGGAAUUACUAUCAUGUGUACAAAAUUGUCAGAACAGAUUUGGUGGAAAAUCAGAGCUAGCUACUGAAGAUGAUAUAAGAAUAUUACAACUAUGUGAGAAAUGGGAAAAGGUUCUUAGUCAUGGUAUAAAAGCUAACUUAUCAAGUUCUACUAUACAAAAUCUAGUCACAGCUGGGUUAAAUUUUACAUUCAGUAUAGUCAAUGUUGGUAAUUCUCUUUGGAGCUAUUGUUGUUUACACAUGACGAAACAUGAGAAAGAAAGGUUUAAAAUCCUGUCCAAUAUUAAUACACCAGUGGGCUACUUCAGGGCUUUUCUAAGAGCUUCAUUGAAUGAAAGAUCAUUAGAAAGAUAUCUUCAUAGUUGGAUAAGUCAUGGACUUUUAAAAGAGUAUUACGAUGAAGGUGCAUUGAUCAGGGAUGCCGAGGCCUCCAAUUUACUUCCUAACAUGGCAGCCGGCUUAUCAUCUGUUUUGUUUGCUUUAUCAAUCGACAGAGCUGAAUUGAAUGAAACGCAACAAGCGAACCAGCUCAGUAGACCGGAGCUCGUGAUCCCGCUGCCGACGCCGGUGAAGCCCGCGGGCCAUUCGAGGAGGAAGCCGCUGCGGCAGGUCAUCUCGUUCGACAAGAAUGAGCAGACGAGCGGUGAGAUGAAGGAGAAGCUCGCGUCGCUUGGAGCGGGGCAGGAGGAGGCGUGGCGCAGCGCGCCGGCCACGUGCCUGAGCUCGCCGGACCCCGCGGCGCCCCCCGGCGGCGGCGGCGGCGGCAGUGAACCCACCAGCUCUGACGUCAGGAGCGGCAUCCGGCACUUCUUCCCGGACAGCGUGAGCUCCGCGCAGAUCCUCACGAAGCUGUCGGAGCGCGCCAAGGAGAUGUUCUCGUCGUCGCACAGCAUUGACGCCGGCGCCUCGCAGCGCGACGACCGCAGCGCCAGCAACCUGCGCAUCUCGGAGAGCGACAGCGAGGAGGCGGCGGCCAGCAUCGACGGCUCCACGUCCUGCCUCGAGCUGUGCUUCGACGACGACGCCGACCCGCGCGCGCUGCACUCCGCGCUCGAGAUCAGAGAGAAGGAGUACUUGGCGCUACAAAUGAAGUGCAACGAAAUAGAAUUAGGCUCGAAAGACAAGAUUUCCAGGCUAGAAAAAGUGGUAUUAGAUCUGAGCAAGGAGAACGAAAGGUUGAAAGAACAGCUGCGACAGUACAUGUCGGCGGUUGAAAUGGGAAAAGCUCUCAAGAGUGGCGACGGUGAUACUGAGGUUAAUGAAUAUGAGAAGAAACUUGUGCAAGUGGCGGAGAUGCACGCAGAACUAAUGGAAUUCAACCAGCACCUGCAGCGGCGCCUGCAGGAGGCCGAGGCGGCGGCGGCGGCGGCGGCGGGCGCGGGCGAGCCAAGGACAGACUGCAAUGUGAAGGCGUACAUCCCCGCCGCUUUCCUCGUGGGGAAGAAGACUAGGACGUAUCAUGUUUAUCAGAUAUUCCUCAAGAUUGGCGCCGAGGAAUGGAACGUCUACCACAGAUACGCCAAGUUCCAUGAACUACACACUCAAUUGAAGAAGAGUCAUCCAGACAUCGCCAGCUACAAGUUUCCACCUAAGAAAACUUUGGGGAAACGGGACGCGCACCUGGUGGAGCAGCGUCGGCUGGCGCUGCAGGCGUACCUGCGCCACGUGCUGAGCGCGCGCGCCGACCUGCGCGCCGCCGCCUCGCGCGCGCAGCUCAUCACCAUGCUGCCGUUCUUCGGAACAUCUUCAACAGCUCGAGAAAAUGGAACCUUCAACACAACGGUGGCUCGUGAUCAAAACAUGUCCAGUUACGCAGCUUUGUAGUAGCAUAUACUUUACCUUCAUUGUGCGUGUCUAUAGUUUUCAAUAGAUAUUUUCCGAUAGAGGCGGCACUUAGCAUACGUGAAAACGUUACUUUGUUUGUGUUACCUAUCAUAGUUUCUGCUAACUCCAACCUCCUUCCAAAACUGCCAUUUAUACACUAAACUCUAUGUGCUAGCUAUUGAAAAAUAAUAACAUCCAGAAUUCCAGAGUACCGAUUGAGCAUUAAUUACAUGUGCCUGUAAGCUGCCCCUGGCACUUAUAAAGUAGGUACGCAUUUGUACAAGUAGGUAUAUUAUAACAUUUCAUCGAAAGAAGUAUUCAGCAUCCAUCGAAAUAUAACAUAUUAUUUAACAUUCCAUGACAUUAUUAUUUGCAAUACACAAAGUGUAUGUGUAGGUUGAAAACUCCCUAUGUUAAUGAAUUAUCGUUAUAAAAUAAAAAAAUAUAAGAUGUAUUGUUUUAGUUGUAUGUGUAUAGAGGUCAGAUAAUAAUUAUUUAAUCCGAAUAGAGCAAUUAUUAUUUAUAAUCAAUUUAAUGUACGAAGUUAUUGUACGGCAGGAUCAAUAGUAUUUUUAACAGUGCACCGUAAAAUAUGUAGAUUUCAAUAAUCUCUUAGUCUGUGAUAUAUAUAGUUAAAUAUUUUAAUUAUUACAAAACUGUAAACUCAUUCAUAUCUAAGAUUGAUCAUUGAUCAAAUAUAUUAGGUACUUAUUUUUAUAUAUUGACAAGAAAUACAGAUCUGUAUUAUCUUUAACAUAAGUAUUAUUGAACAUAAUGAUUUACUUUACAUUAAUAAUGAAGUUGAAGUAGGAAUCCUAUAAUUUUAAACCUUAUCAUUCAGUAAAAAAGUGGGAUGUAUUUUGUUUUCUUUUAUUUAACUUGUAGCAAUUGUCUGAUAGCAGGUAUAAUGAUAUCUAUAGAAGUGAUACACGAAAUAUUUAAGGAUCAAUGUACAAUUUCCAACAGCCAAAGUUUAAAGGUACAAUGAACUGAAGAAGUUGAUAAAUACUGUAAAUGAGUAAACACGAUUGCUUAUUUUAUCGUCAUUUAACACAUUAUAUGUAAUAACAUUAAUUAGUAUUUUAUUAUGAUUUAAUAAAUUAUUAUGAUUCAAACAAUGACUUUACUAUUCUCCUAUUUCUCGUGCUUUGAUCAUGAUAGGGGGUGAGACAAAAUAGGUUCACAAAAUAAUAAGACUCUCUAGCAAAUUAAAUUCAUAAUUUUAUUUUGUAAUAAAUAAAAAAAUCAAGAAAACGCUCUUUUUGAGAAUUUCCCAUAUAUUAAAUACAUCAUACAAAAGAUGUCAAUACAAACUAAAUCACUUGGUGCAAAGGCAAGCCUGUCGGGCAGCCCGCCCUGGCGCCGGCGACAUCAGUUUGAGCUCUCUGUACAACAGGCGAGUGAAACCGAGGAUAGCCUCUUGUAUUACCUACACUUUAACAAAACAAAACAAUCUAAACUUAAAGAUUAACAAAGACGCAAUCAGCUUUACUGCACUAUUGCAUCUCUGUGAAAAUCUCCCAAAUUUUUAAAGAAAAUAUAUGCAAUUUGAUCAUGAUUGUAAAAUAAUGUAAAAAGAGGUAUGUAAAAAAGCGUACAACACUUCAAAAGUGAACCGAGAGAUAAUUUUGGUUUAUGAAAAUACAAUAAAUAAAAAUAUAAAUCGAUCAUCUAACUUAAGAGUGAAAUAAUUUACUAUAACUUUACACCUACUAAAUGAUAUAAAUGUAUUGCAACACAAUAAGGAGUUUUGGAACUUGCAAUUCUGGGUACACGGGGGUGUAAUUAUGUAUAUUUAUUUGUGGAAUAAAUCUAUGAAUUGUGAUUUAUCUUUGGUUUCCUGACAACUUAUUUAGCCAUGGUUCCACAACUCCUCAUAAAAUGCAGUGCUGGGGCCGGCGACGUCCACACUGCACACUCUUGUAAUAUUUAUAAGUACUAAUGUAAGUUACAGAUCUACCAUGAAAGCGGAUGAAUUGGUUAGAAGCUAAUAGAGAACUUUAAAUCAAUACAAGGGUUUAUACAACCGGCUAUAACAAACUAUGAUAAUCGAAUAUGUGAUGCUGAAUCAUUUGUGUCCGUUUACAAUCGUUAAUGUACGUGCCGCGAUCGUAACUUACAGCUAAUUACAAUCGAGACAUAGCUACACGAGAAUCACAAACGAGAAGUGGUAUAAUGGGAUACUAAACAAACAUCACAGCUCACAAGCAAAACGUGAAGGUGCUCGCGCAACGCAGGGUCAAGCCAGGGAUGCAAUGAGUGAUCACAUGACAACACACAAUAACUUUAAUCUCGGCCAAAAUGUGUUAAAAAUGCAUUGGUAUUUUUACAUGACAAAUAUUAGUAUUUAGAAACCAGAUCCAAUGUUAUUAGUUGAAAGCGACUUUCAUGCUCGGGGGAGUACAAAAAUCGCCCACUAAUUUAGUUUAGUGCAGUUCCGGUGGCUCGAAUCGAGUCUGAGAGCGUGGAACUUGCUAGAGCCAGCAAGUCGCCCAGACACACACACACGCGGUAACCAAUGCUAGUGACGGGCAGUGCUAGGAGCCGCUCUAAACUAAAUUCAAUGCUGUCAAGGUGCUUUCAUAGUGUUAUUUUAUAGCAUGUAACGGCUGUCAGCAUUAAAUUUAGCAUACAGCUGAAGCUACCACUGAAUGGCGGAAGUGAGUUAUACACAUUAUCACUCAUAGCACCUUCUGUAAUGGAAGGUCUAAGCUCCGUUUAACUAAUUAAAUGCUCACAUAUUCGCAUAACAACGCUUAUCACAAUAUAUAAAAAUAUAUAUUAAAGAAGCUUAAACUACACCUACACAUCGAAAGAUGCACACUGGUUUGCAUUUGCCACCACACGUGGAAUACGAAGGCAUGAAGCCGUCAGCAUAUUUUUUUAUUAUUUUUUAGUUUUUUUUUGUGCGGCAGCAGAUGCUUGUCUGCAAAUAAUUCACAGCGUAACCUUAAACUUUAGGUAAUAUUGCAUCUUUAAAAUGAAAAA
Plutella xylostella (diamondback moth) is the source of this 5113-nucleotide messenger RNA. Its product is annotated as sorting nexin-29. Gene Ontology annotation, molecular function: phosphatidylinositol binding. The record is from RefSeq and is a predicted model, not a curated record. Lineage: Eukaryota; Metazoa; Arthropoda; Insecta; Lepidoptera; Plutellidae.